AUGGCUUCUCUUUUGACCUCUCCUCUAACAAAGCCCAAGCCCGUUUCCUUCUCUUGUUCAUCACGAGCUCUAAACACAUCACCGUCGUUGAAUUUCGCCAGAGUUUCAUUCAACCACCACCAAAAGCUCGCUCCUUUCAGACCUCUGAGCCUCGUACCGGCAGCAUUCUCUGAAAAGAGGGAUGUCACGGCAGCUGCAGCGGCGGAGGCGGCGCCUGCGGAGUCGGGAGACUACAGGAGGAUAAUGCUCUCCGAUGUGAUGGUGAAGAAGAAGGAUAAGGUGCCUCUAUGGGAGAGACAAUGGAAGCCGAUGGAUUUCGGAGCUGUUGCUGUGGUUUUGUCGAUGCAUUUGCUUAGCUUAUUGGCUCCGUUUCAAUUCAAUUGGAGAGCUGUUUCGGUUGCUUUUGGGCUUUACAUCGUCACAGGUCUUCUGGGCAUUACUCUGUCUUUCCAUAGGAACCUCUCUCACAAAAGCUUCAAGCUUCCCAAAUGGCUUGAGUACUUGUUCGCUUAUUGCGGAGCUCAAGCUCUUCAGGGGAACCCAAUUGAUUGGGUGAGUACGCAUAGGUACCAUCAUCAGUACUGUGAUUCGGACAGAGAUCCUCAUAGCCCACUUGAUGGGUUUUGGUUCAGUCAUAUGAAUUGGAUGUUUGAUACCAAUACAAUCACCAAAAGGGUUGGAGAGCCGAAUAAUGUUGGGGAUUUGGAGAAGCAGCCAUUCUAUCAGUUCAUGCGAGACACUUACAUUUGGCAUCCGGUGGCUCUAGCGGUUGCUCUAUACGCAAUGGGUGGCUUCCCCUUCAUCGUCUGGGGAAUGGGUGUUAGAAUAGUGUGGGUGUAUCAUAUAACUUGGCUAGUGAACUCAGCUUGUCAUGUUUGGGGCAAACAAGCAUGGAACACCGGUGAUUUGUCUAGGAACAAUUGGUGGGUAGCAGCUCUAGCAUUUGGGGAAGGAUGGCACAACAAUCAUCAUGCUUUCGAGUUCUCAGCUCGACACGGCCUAGAAUGGUGGCAACUUGAUAUGACUUGGUACGUCGUUAGAUUCCUCCAAGCCAUCGGUUUAGCAACCGAUGUUAAGCUGCCUUCAGAAGCUCAGAAACAACGAAUGGCAUUGACCACCGACUGA
This is a messenger RNA of Microthlaspi erraticum, 1125 nucleotides long. Lineage: Eukaryota; Viridiplantae; Streptophyta; Magnoliopsida; Brassicales; Brassicaceae. The record is from the annotation of a GenBank genome assembly.